CACCGGCGAGGGGGCGGAUGACUACAGCAGUUGGCUUCGGUAGCUAGUACCAGCAGCAGCACACGGGGAGAAUUGCAGUGUGUUAUAAACAAAUGCACAUUGCACGUAUUUCGAAUGAGGAUUGUCGGAACAGGAUAAUGUGUCUAGUCACCACGUUGACCAUCUAGUAUAGGUACUUAAUAGAAGACUGUUUGUCCUUUCGAGGCAGAAUAACAUCUUAAAAGGAUUACGAGGAUAGUGACAUUUAUUUUGAAGCUCGCCUGUUGUUACCUUAUGUAUUGCGAUUAAAAUAAAACGAAGACAUGACGGAGCUAAGAAAGCGAGGAGGUGGCGGAGACCCCGACAGUACAGAUAACACCAGUGACAAGGAGGCCGAUGGCGAGGACAGGCUGGGCCUGUCGGGGGACACGGAGGGAGACUGUGAGGGAGACUCUAAAGGAGACUGUCAGGACGUGCCGCCCCAGACCGACAACACUCCUCAGUGUCUCAACAAGGCACUGGAGGGGCUGCCGCCCAGAUGGAAGAAUUAUUGGAUACGAGGGGUGUUGUCGUUAGCGAUGAUAACUGGCUUCUUCCUUAUCAUCUACCUAGGACCCAUAAUGCUUAUAUUGGUGGUGAUGAGCAUCCAGAUCAAGUGUUUCCAGGAGAUCAUUACCAUCGGUUACAGAGUCUACCACUCCUACGAGCUGCCCUGGUUCAGGACCCUCAGCUGGUACUUCCUGGUGUGUGUGAACUACUUCUUCUAUGGUGAGACUGUGGCGGACUACUUUGGGGCUCUGGUGCAGAGAGAGGAGCCACUGCAGUUCCUGGUGCGCUACCAUCGCUUCAUCUCCUUCGCCAUGUACCUAGGAGGUUUCUGCAUGUUCGUUCUGAGUUUAGUGAAGAAGCAAUAUCGGCUGCAGUUCUACAUGUUUGCUUGGACCCACGUGACCUUGCUGAUUGUGGUAACUCAGUCCCACCUUGUCAUUCAGAACCUGUUUGAAGGGAUGAUCUGGUUCAUAGUUCCCAUCUCCAUAGUGAUCUGUAAUGACAUCAUGGCCUACCUGUUUGGGUUCUUCUUUGGUAGAACUCCACUGAUUAAGCUCUCUCCCAAGAAGACGUGGGAGGGCUUCAUCGGAGGCUUCUUUGCCACGGUGGUGUUUGGGUUCCUUCUGUCGUACCUCCUGGCUCAGUUCCAGUACUUUGUGUGUCCGGUGGAGUAUAACAGCGAGACCAACAGGUUUGCAGUGGACUGCCAGCCCUCCGACAUCUUCGUAAUUCAGGAGUACACCCUCCCUGUCGUGCUGCAGAACAUCCUGGGAUGGGAGACGGUGCAGCUAUACCCGUACCAGAUCCACAGUGUGGCUCUGUCCUCCUUUGGCUCGCUCAUCGGCCCGUUCGGGGGCUUCUUCGCCAGCGGCUUCAAACGGGCCUUCAAGAUCAAGGACUUUGCUGACACCAUCCCUGGUCACGGAGGAAUCAUGGACCGCUUCGACUGCCAGUAUCUGAUGGCCACGUUCACGCAUGUUUACAUAGGCAGCUUCAUCAGAGGGCCAAACCCCAGCAAGGUGUUGCAGCAGCUGCUGGUGUUGCAACCUGCACAGCAGCUGACCAUCUUCAACACGCUGCGCUCUCACCUGAGAGACAGUGGCAUGCUGCCCCCUGCUGUCCUGGAGACCCAGUAAACCUCCUCUGUGCGUGUGUGUGCGAGCGUGUGUGAUUGAUCAGACGCAUGUUUGAUCUUUGUCCUCAUCCGGGAAUCCAUCACCAACACACCUACUUAUCUCGUCUGGUUUCGUCUUUUCCUCCAAGCAUCAUUACUGUGAACUAAGAACCAAGGUGUCACUAUCAGAAGUCAGUCGCUUCAGCCUGGACUUGCAUGACACACACAUACACUCAGAAUCACAAUAACAAAACAACAAUACAAAUGUCAUGCAUAACAAAUUGGCAGCACCUUUCUAAAGACACUGGCACUGAAGAAGAGAAGAAAAGAAAAACAAACGUCUUCGCUAACAAAAUGGAUUCAAGCACACGGGUUAUUAUCAGCGCAGGGGCUGUAACCAGGGCGUUUCCAUGGGAACCGCGUGUGUUGCACUGAUUUGAGCUGAACGGAGCCUCUGAAGAUUUGCAGCAAGGACCUUUUGGGACGAAUGCUUUGUGCUGAAAGUUGUAUUUGAAGGAGAAAAACACAACUUAACACACUAGGAACUGUUAUUGUAGUUUGCUGCUUCUUAAUGGUUAUUAUGGUCUUAACUUCAUAGCAUAGAGCAGAAAAAUAAGAAGAUAUUUUGAAACAUGAAGCAUGUUCUUCAGUUCUGUUGUUACUGCUGGAAGAAAAAAUCUAUUUUCCCCUCUUUUCUGUGGUGUGAAAUAGUUUAUAGGUUUUGAUUAACUAGUGGCAGUAAAUACAUGCAAUAACGUAGGCAUGGAUUUAGACAUGAUAUGCAUCACUAGCAUCAGCACACACGCACACCAAUGCACAUUUAACACUGUGUGUGUGUCUACAUAUCUCAAAAUGUAUUACUGUAAAUAAAUAUAUAAUAUUUAUUUACAGGUCAACAAAAACCUAGUAUAAGAAUAAUGUUAUUAAAUAGCAACAAUAUACUAUAUACUUUAAAGAUAUGAGAAAUGAUAUGCAAAAACAAUAAGAAAAGGGGAGGUAGGUUAUUUGUAGCUUCUAGCAUGAACAAAACCAUUUAGGGUUGAAUGGUUUAGAUAACAGCUGCUGAUUAAAGGGUGUGUGUAUGGGUUAACUUUGACUUGAUUUCAAAGAGAAUGUGCUUCCUUUUAGGUAACCAAUGAUUUUAGUUGCACUGUAGUUGGGAUGCUUCUCAGCUACAUCAGGAGUACACCACUCCAGAGGAUGGUUAGGAUAUUAUUAGGUUCCAUGUUUGUCUACCAGUAUAGAUUAUAUUUUAGUGCUUGUAUGUGCUAUUGCUCCUAAAAGGGUAGGAUGUAAUUUAAAGGUUGUUGGAGGUAACAAUUGCUGUUUUCAUUGUGUGAGAAAUAAUGAAAUAAUCUUUCUGUGUUUAUAUAUAUAUAUAUAUAUAUAUAUAUAUAUAUAUAUAUAUAUAUAUAGCUUAUAUAAAGUAUAUAUUAUAUUCAGGUAGUUAUGUCUUUUGGCAAUAUUUAAUGCAAGUGUCGAUUUGAGUCUAUUGAACUAUGGAAUGGGUUUCUAAAGAUGGACUGGAGUUUGGAUGAAUUCUACAGCACACUCGCAAAAGCCGCACAGCAUUUUUAUUAAAAUGUAAAGAAAAAAAAUAAAGGAAAAAAAUAAGGGUUUACUAGCUGAAACAUAUGUUUGGUACAUGUGUGCACUACUGGAACAACUGAGAUUUAUACAACCGUGUAGUGUUCUUUGAACCCAGCCACCCAAAAUCCUUCUAGAAACGUUUACCAAAGCACUGUCUGAUUUUUGUGGGUUUUCCUCUCCAGGAUGAAUCCCUGUCCUCACUAACGUGUCGACUGUAGGUGGAUGUUGGAGUUGGUUUGAGACGGGAGCAGCGAUUUGAGUCACGCUCCACAGCCUCCAUGUCUGUGCAACAUCUGUCAGUGUCCUGUUCGGUCCAAGUACUGUUAAUUUUUGUCAUGUUUUUACCUGCGAAUCAACAGAAGUGAGAUGAGUGUUCUGAUUUGGUUUCCUGGGUUGUUGUAAGGUAAUGCAAUACACGGUAUUGCAUUUCCUCCAGAAAUGUAUGUGUUGCUACCCAUCCCUGUAUAUUGUACUACAUCGGGGGAGUUUAUCGGAUUUUGGGACCAGCUCUGACCCAACAAACUUGUGUUUUCCCUGGGAUUGUUUAACAGGUGUUUCAGUGUGGAUCUGCUUUUCCACUUGCUUUCACAAGAGGUUUUGACGACAGUGCGAAUAUUUCACUUUAACACUUAAAACAAUCCAACCUGACCAAAAUAUGCGAGUUGGAGAGUGCAGAGACCACAGAGCGGAUCCGUGAGAAUAUUAGAACUGAAAUGAGGUCGUAGUUUAAAAUAGAUCUAACUUAUUGUGUGGUUUAAGUUAUUGUGAUCCGAGAUGUAAUGAAUAAAAAAAGGCCUAUAUAACAUUAGUUAAUCAAUAAGCAGAGAUACUGUACCUAUCAGCGCUGUUAAUUGUCAGGUAUUACGAUGCAUGGCAAAAUUGUUGGGUUCUUAUGUCUUUUUAAAUUAUACAUUGUAUUUCGUUUGAUUGCAUAUGCGUAAUUGUUUUCUUAUGAACAAAGUUUUUGAAGUGGAUAAGAUGGUAGAAGUUAUAUUGAUCAACAUGAUUGAGUACAUCUGGGUAAUACACAGUGGUGUAUAAAAUGCAUAGAAUAAUAAUUAUUAGAGAUAUUGUGGCACUAUUUACUGUAUGAAGGUGAAUAAAUUCUUUAUUUUUCCUUUAAAA
Molecule: messenger RNA, 4357 nt
Organism: Hypomesus transpacificus
Lineage: Eukaryota; Metazoa; Chordata; Actinopteri; Osmeriformes; Osmeridae
Gene: cds1
Product: CDP-diacylglycerol synthase (phosphatidate cytidylyltransferase) 1
Exons: 13
Coding region: 303-1664 (453 amino acids)
Cellular component (GO): endoplasmic reticulum membrane
Molecular function (GO): phosphatidate cytidylyltransferase activity
Source: RefSeq, a predicted model, not a curated record